Messenger RNA from Alternaria incomplexa, 573 nucleotides. RefSeq lists its product as uncharacterized. The transcript has a single exon. NCBI's taxonomy places the organism in Eukaryota, Fungi, Ascomycota, Dothideomycetes, Pleosporales, Pleosporaceae. The record is from RefSeq and is a predicted model, not a curated record. Bases 1 to 573 code for a protein of 190 amino acids.
AUGCUCGAAGAGGGAGGAGACGAGAUCAUCCAACGUCUCGCACCGGAACCCGAGCAGCGUUUCGCCAUAUACACAUGGAAAUACGACCAGCAUGGCAUUUUGAAACAGGCUCCGCACAUCACAAAACAAGAGCUGGAGGCGUGGAGGAACCUCGAUCUGGAAUGGAAGCAUCGCCCCGUUGACCCUGAGAGCAUGCCGCUGCCAGUCAAGAAGAAGCUCAAGACAAGCCAUGAUGGACACGUAAUGCCGGGAUUCGACGACUACACGAUAGAUGAGCGGAGGGAGGCGCUCAAAGCGACGGGGUCCGGUGCUUUUGCCAUGAAAGACGUCCUACGGAGGAUUGACCGGCGGAAGCGCGAGCGACUGGCGAUAGAGUUGCAACAAUCUGAAGCCAAGGUGGAGGUCUUGCAGCAACGUCUGGCUGCCGAAGAGAUCAAGAAAGAGAAGGAAACAAAGGAGACGGUGGCCUUGCAGAUGGACGAUGGGAUCGCCCAGAAAAUAGGAGGGACAAACAAACGUGUUGGAGUUGAGACAGAAGAAGAGAAAACUAUCGGCUUGAGGAGCAUGAAGUAA